This is a messenger RNA of Plasmodium cynomolgi strain B, 822 nucleotides long. RefSeq names its product 50S ribosomal protein L7/L12. NCBI's taxonomy places the organism in Eukaryota, Apicomplexa, Aconoidasida, Haemosporida, Plasmodiidae. The coding region runs from base 1 to 822 and encodes 273 amino acids. Gene Ontology annotation, cellular component: ribosome. The record is from RefSeq and is a predicted model, not a curated record. The transcript has 2 exons. Gene Ontology annotation, molecular function: structural constituent of ribosome. Gene Ontology annotation, biological process: translation.
AUGAAAAAGAACGCACUAGUAAAAAACGCCCUUUAUAGUGUGAAGUUGCGCCAAAAUGGUGCACAAGCAAAUGCAGUCAUGAGCGCAGCUGCACUUAGGGGGGUAGACCUAUGGACCAACAAAACCAUGCAGAAACGGAGAAGCAGUGGUAAUGCCACAAACAGUAGCUUCGAUCUGUUUGAUAAAAUAAAGGAUAUAAACGGAAGCAACCGAAAUGAGGAGGAAGGUAAUGAAGAAAGCGACUCAAAAAAAAGGAAGCCAUCAAAAAAGGUGUUAAAACUUGUGGAUGAAAUUUUAAACCUAACCCUAAUCGAAGCAGCAGAUUUGUGUGACCUGUGUCAAGAAAAGUUGGACGGAGACAAACAGUUCAAUAACGCAGCUCUUUUUAAUAGAAAUCCAUUUCCACAUCCCUGUAGCUUUUUCGGCGCAGCCAGUUUCUCUUCUCCAAAUAUACCCCCAGGAAUGAACUCUGCUUUCCCCAGUCAUGUCGGUGCUCAGGGUGCCGUUCCACCGGGUGCUGUCCCACCGGGUGGUACUCCCAAUUUGGGUUCAGCGGAAAAAAAUGAACAGGCAGGGACAAAAAAGAAGGAGGAAAAAAAAAACUCCAAAAGCACAUUCAACGUAAAGUUGGAAAACUUCGACGUAAAGAAUAAAAUUAACACCAUUAAAGAAAUCCGCAAAAUAACCAACGUCGGGUUGAAGGAGGCAAAGGACAUGGUGGAGAGCGCCCCUUUCUAUGUGCAAAAGAACGUGCCCGCGGAAAAGGCAGAAGAAAUGAAAAAGAAGUUCGAGGAACUGGGCGCCACAAUUAUAUUGGAAUGA